Messenger RNA from Chionomys nivalis (European snow vole), 1743 nucleotides. RefSeq names its product solute carrier family 35 member F4 (gene Slc35f4). The record is from RefSeq and is a predicted model, not a curated record. NCBI's taxonomy places the organism in Eukaryota, Metazoa, Chordata, Mammalia, Rodentia, Cricetidae. Gene Ontology annotation, cellular component: membrane. Bases 130 to 1587 code for a protein of 485 amino acids. The transcript is spliced from 8 exons.
GCUGGGGCGCGGGAGCACGAGCUGCAACAUCAGCACCAGCGGCGGCGGCGGCAGCACCUGCAGCAGCACCCGGGCCCCGCGCUUUGAUCUACGCCCCGCGGCGCCGGGAGCCGCCGCCCCGCGCUCUCUAUGGAUGUCAAGGCGGCCCCCAACGGGGUAGCCACUAUCGAGGACCGGAUCCUGCGGAUUACUGGCUACUAUGGCUAUUACCCGGGUUACUCCAGCCAGAAAAGUACCUCCAGAUCCUCAGUCACUCGAUGCAAACCAGGAUCCAACUGCCCCAGUUCCCACAGCAGCAUCAGCAGGCAGCUGUCCCCUCUAGCUGUCACCGAAGACUCUGCUGCUCCUAUUCUUGAACUCCAGAGCCGAGGACCCUCCGGAGUUUGUGGACACAGGGUUGAGAGACAGAGCAGAGCAGGGGAUGAUGGGACACAGACUCAUCCUGAGAGCAGCGGCCAAGAAAGCAGACUCAAGGCUCGCUGCCUGUCCUGCACGUCUGUGGUCCUGAAGGCCGUCUGGGGACUCUUGAUCAUUUUCUCAGUGUCAUCGUCUUGGGUUGGAACCACACAAAUCGUCAAAAUUACUUACAAGAAUUUUUACUGUCCCUUUUUCAUGACAUGGUUUUCGACAAACUGGAACAUUAUGUUUUUCCCAGUCUAUUAUUCUGGCCAUCUAGCCACAGCUCAAGAAAAGCAGUCUCCAAUGAAAAAAUUCAGGGAAUGCAGUCGGAUUUUUGGUGAAGAUGGCCUGACGCUGAAGCUCUUUCUUAAAAGAACUGCUCCUUUUUCUAUUCUAUGGACUUUGACAAAUUACCUGUAUUUACUGGCUUUAAAGAAGCUGACGGCCACUGACGUCUCUGCUCUGUUCUGUUGCAACAAAGCCUUUGUCUUCUUGCUGUCCUGGAUUGUGCUGAAAGACAGGUUCAUGGGAGUGCGGAUAGUUGCCGCAAUAAUGGCAAUUACGGGCAUUGUCAUGAUGGCGUACGCAGACAACUUCCAUGCUGAUUCCAUCAUAGGUGUGGCAUUUGCAGUGGGCUCAGCCUCUACAUCUGCGUUAUAUAAGGUUCUGUUUAAGAUGUUUCUUGGAAGUGCCAACUUUGGCGAAGCCGCACACUUUGUCUCCACCUUGGCUUUCUUCAACUUGAUCUUCAUCUCCUUCACCCCCAUCAUCCUGUACUUCACCAAAGUGGAGCACUGGUCCUCCUUCGCAGCGCUGCCCUGGGGCUGUCUCUGCGGCAUGGCAGGGCUAUGGCUUGCAUUCAACAUCCUGGUGAACGUCGGAGUAGUGCUGACAUACCCAAUCCUCAUCUCCAUUGGCACAGUGCUCAGCGUCCCUGGCAACGCAGCUGUGGACCUCGUGAAGCAGGAAGUGAUCUUCAACGUGGUCCGCCUGGCCGCCACCAUCAUUAUCUGUCUCGGGUUUCUUCUGAUGCUGCUGCCUGAGGAGUGGGACGAAGUCACCCUGAGAUUUAUCAACAGCCUGAAGGAGAAGAAGAGCGAGGAGCACACGGAGGACCUGGCAGAUGUCAGUGUGCACCUGCGGAGCAGAAGCAGGGCCAAUGGAACAGUGUCCAUACCGCUGGCAUGAAAGGAGAUGACGUCGGGAUGCACAUAUGUGUAUAUUCUGUGAAUAUAACAUUUUCUCACUACCUGUACACUCAAAUGACAGUAUCAGCUCUGAGUUUGAAUAAACCAUAUGUGAAAUAUUGCCAACAAUAAAAAGUUUACAUUUAUAUGCAUAUCA